Fragaria vesca subsp. vesca is the source of this 693-nucleotide messenger RNA. Its product is annotated as heavy metal-associated isoprenylated plant protein 26-like. The coding region runs from base 184 to 570 and encodes 128 amino acids. Gene Ontology annotation, molecular function: metal ion binding. The transcript is spliced from 4 exons. The record is from RefSeq and is a predicted model, not a curated record. NCBI's taxonomy places the organism in Eukaryota, Viridiplantae, Streptophyta, Magnoliopsida, Rosales, Rosaceae.
AAAUGGGUAUGCUGGACAAUCUAUCAGAUUAUUUCACAAUAAGCUCCAAACCGAAAAAGAAACGCAAGGCAUUGCAGACAGUUGACAUCAAGGUGAAAAUGGAUUGUGAUGGCUGUGAGAGGAGAGUUAAAAGUGCUGUUUCUAACAUGAAAGUUAUAUAUGUGCAAGGGCCCAUGAUCAUGAAUGAACAAAUCUGCCCAGACUGUAUUAAAGUUGAUCGAUCUUUAUCCAGACAGAAUUUCCAAGCCUCUGAUGAUGAGCUUCAAGAAGAACCUAUACUCAAGUGCUAAACAAGUUGAGGUGAACAGAAAGCAAAGCCGGGUGACGGUUACAGGCUAUGUGGAAGCAAAAAAGGUGUUGAAGAGGGUGAAGAGCACCGGAAAAAGGGCCGAGAUUUGGCCCUACGUUCCAUACAACCUCGUUGCAUACCCUUAUGUCGCCGGAGCUUAUGACAAGAAGGCACCGUCCGGUUACGUCAGAAACGUCCCUCAGGCAUUUGCUCUCGCACCGGACGACCAGUACACCUCUAUGUUUAGCGAUGAAAACCCCCAUGCUUGUGCCAUCAUGUAAUUAUCAAAAUUAAGGACGUACUUAAUUAUGUAAAUAUUGUACGCGGACUAGUACUGCAUGCCACUUUGUGCUUUGAGUUAAUUUGUAAUUAACUAAGAUGAUCGAUCUCCACUAAUUUUCCAU